GCCGGGUGGGCCCUGCGCGUUGUGUAGAGCUGGGGUCGUUAUUCUGCCACGAAAAAAAAGCCCUUUUGGCCCCCUGAGAGCUCUCAGCGCCUUGCUGGCGCCGCUCGCCGCGUUGCAGGUGGGCGGCGACGCGGCGCGAUGAGGGAGGCAGAGUUGAGGAGGCUGCUGGCUGCCAACCUGCUCUGCGCCGUCUCCAUCGUCCUGACGGCACUUGUGCCGGCUUUGUUUCUGGACGGGUUCUCGGUUUUGGACACGCACCUCACGUGGCUGUGUAUUUGUUCUGUUUGUGUUAGCGUCCUUAACGUAACCUUGUGUUUAAUCCUAAAGCCAAAUCCAUCUUCUAAGAGAAGCUCGCUGUCUAACAAGAUAUCCAGAUUUCUAAAAUGCUGUAUAUACUUUUUCAUGUCUUGCAUACUAUUUCAUGCGAUUAUUGUUCUUUAUGGAGCACCUCUCAUAGAGUCAGUGACUGAGACAUUUUUGUUUGCAGUUCUCCUGUCUACCUUUACUACUUUACAGUGUUUAUGUUUGCUGGGACCAAACAUACAAGCUUGGAUACGAGUAUUUAGUAGAAAUGGAGCGAUGUCUAUCUGGGAAAACAGCCUACAGAUUACUACAAUGUGCAGUAUACUAGGAGGUUGGUUUGGAGCAUUUCCUAUUCCUCUUGAUUGGGAUCGGCCCUGGCAGGUAUGGCCCAUUUCAUGUUCCCUCGGAGCUACCUUUGGCUAUAUGGCUGGUCUGAUUAUUGCACCUCUGUGGAUACACUGGAACCGGAAGCAGCUUACAUACAAAAGCAGAUAACUGGCGCAAAGAGAGACAAGGUAUUUCUUUGUGCAGAUUCCAUACAGACUGUGCAAAAGUUUCUUUUUUGUUGUUGUUGGGGUUUUUUUUUGUUUUUUUUUUUUCCCUCUAGAUAUAUAUGUAUAUGUGUAGUCAAAGCAGACGACUAUCCAAAUUCAUUUAGAGUAUUACAGGCCAAGCACCUCCACUCAGUAGCAUCAUACAGAUGCUGUUUCAACAUGGUGCAGUUUUUGCUUCCUCUAGACUAUGUAACCCUGAGAGACUGUACCUUCCAGUCUGAAUAAAAUAUUUGUAACAGA
Molecule: messenger RNA, 1097 nt
Organism: Meleagris gallopavo (turkey)
Lineage: Eukaryota; Metazoa; Chordata; Aves; Galliformes; Phasianidae
Gene: PIGF
Product: phosphatidylinositol glycan anchor biosynthesis class F
Biological process (GO): GPI anchor biosynthetic process
Cellular component (GO): endoplasmic reticulum membrane
Source: RefSeq, a predicted model, not a curated record